AUGGCGUCUGAGAAUAGUACUGUUGAUACCGCUUAUACUAAAUUUUACACGCGGGAAGAAGUUGCUAAGCAUAACAAUAAUACAGAUUUAUGGUUUAUUAUUCAUAAUAAAGUUUAUAAUGUGACUGAAUUUACAACUCAUCCUGGAGGAGAAGAAGUACUUUUAGAACAAGGUGGUCAAGAUUGUACAGAAGUCUUUGAAGAUAUUGGACAUUCAAGUGAUGCAAGAGAAUUAAUGGAGAAAUUUAAAAUUGGAGAGUUAGUAGAAGAGGAAAGAACACAAGAAAAUAAUGAAUUUACUGAAGUAUCUGAAAUAAAUGGUUCUAGGUAUAAAAUUUUAUAUUUAAUUAUUAUAUUAUAUAUAUUAUUAUUAACCAUAGUAUUACAAGUAUAUAAUUUUGCUACUAACAUCUUUUCUGCAUUGGUGUUGGCAUAUCUAUCACUAUUUAAUAAUUUAUAUUCAUUGAAUAGCACAUUUGAAAAUUUAGAUUUGUUACAAAUCAUUAAUUUAUCAUUUUUAUAACAAUAUAUUUAUAUAUUUUUUUCUUAUAUAUUUUUUUUCUUUAUAUAUUUUCUUAUAUAUAUAUAUUUAUAUUAAUAAUUAUCUUAUAUAUUUCCUUAUAUAUCAUUAUAAAAAUAUGCUAUUCAAAAUUUAUAAUGUUAUUAAAAUUCAAAAUAUAUGAUAUGUAAAUAGUCAAUGCUGCAUCGUGACAUAAUAAUUGGCAGUUGCAGUGGUGCUUGGAGAUCAUGGCUGAUUCCUAUUGCUCUUGGGGUUCUGGCGACUCUUGUCUACCGUUACUUUAUUAAAGUACAUUGAAGCAUUCCAAAUAUUUAUUUUCUUUUUUUGUAACUUGUAUUAUAUAUACAAACAUUUAUUAUAAAUAAUUAAUCAAAAAAUAUUACAUAUAUUGCACAAUGAUAA
Messenger RNA from Apis cerana (Asiatic honeybee), 921 nucleotides. RefSeq names its product Cytochrome b5 (gene Cyt-b5). Gene Ontology annotation, cellular component: membrane; intracellular membrane-bounded organelle. The record is from RefSeq and is a predicted model, not a curated record. Gene Ontology annotation, molecular function: heme binding. Lineage: Eukaryota; Metazoa; Arthropoda; Insecta; Hymenoptera; Apidae.